AUGCCCAUCUCUGGCUGUCCUUUCCACUCACUCCUCAGGCAGUUUCCCCACCUGACCAACCCGUCAUUUCGUGAAGUGGACAUCAAACACACAGUCACCCACCAUAUUUCCACCUACGGACCUCCCAAAUCUUGCCGACCACGUCAUCUUGCUCCGGACCGUUUGAAGAUUGCCAAGGCAGAGUUCGAGCACAUGCUCGAGCUCGGCAUCAUCCGACAGUCCGACAGCUGCUGGGCAUCACCCCUCCACCUUGUCCCCAAGAAGAAUGGGGACUGGCGACCGUGUGGUGACUAUCGGGCAUUGAACUCUGUGACUGUCCCCGACCAGUAUCCCGUCCCGCACAUCCAAGACUUCACUCUUUCGCUAUAUGGUAAGCGAAUAUUCUCUAAGAUUGACCUUGUGCGUGCCUACCACCAAAUCCCGAUCGAGGCCAGUGAUGUUCCGAAAACUGCAGUGACCACUCCUUUUGGGUUAUUCAAAUUCACUCGUAUGCUCUUUGGUCUAAGGAACGCUACUCAAACCUUUCAGCGAUUCAUUGAUCAGGUUCUGCGGGGUCUCAACUUCGUCUACGCCUACAUUGAUGAUUUGCUAGUGGCUACUUCUGACGCUGCUGAACACGAGAUUCAUCUUCGACAGCUCUUCGAACGGCUCGACUCCUACGGCGUUAUCAUCAAUGCCGCCAAAUGUGAGUUUGGAGUCCCCAGUCUUAUCUUCCUUGGUCACGAAGUGAACUCAGAUGGGAUAAAGCCCGUCCCGGAAAAGGUUUCGACCAUAUCAGCGUUCCCCGUCCCGACAACCAUCAACCAACUACGCCGCUUCUUGGGGAUGGUGAACUACUAUCACCGUUUUCUUCCCCAUGGUGCCACCAUACUGCAGCCUCUCAACAUCCUGUUGACCCACUCCAAGAAGACACUAGUGAUGACCGAGGAGGCCGUCAGGUCCUUCAAUGACGACAAGGCCGCACUUGCGAGCGCAACACUGCUUGCUCACCCCCGCUCAGAUGCCCGGCUAACUCUCAUGACAGAUGCUUCCAGCAUUGCAGUCGGUGCAUCACUGCAGCAAACUGUUAGUGGUGUUCUACAGCCUUUGGCUUUCUUCUCGAAGAAGCUCAACCCAGCAGAGACCCGCUACAGUGUCUUCGGCCGCGAACUCCUUGCCGUCUAUCUAUCCAUCCGGCACUUCCGCCAUUUCCUGGAGGGUCGUGAAUUUGUUGUUCUAACAGAUCACAAGCCAUUCGUUUUUGCACUGAGGGCCUCUCCCGAUCGAUACUCGCCCCGUGAAAUUCGUCAUCUAGACUUAAUCUCACAGUUUUCCUGCGACAUCCAACAUGUCCAUGGUAAGGAAAAUGUGGUUGCUGAUGCUCUCUUAAGAAUCGAGAUGGCUUCCAUCACAACUGACGCCAUAAACUUCACACUCAUGCCUGAGGCUCGGCGAUCGGAUGACGAGCUCUCACAAUACCGCCACGAGGACUCUUCUUUACGCCUUCAAGAUGUCCCCCUUCCCACUGGCACUGGCACCAUCACGUAG
Molecule: messenger RNA, 1527 nt
Organism: Spirometra erinaceieuropaei
Lineage: Eukaryota; Metazoa; Platyhelminthes; Cestoda; Diphyllobothriidea; Diphyllobothriidae
Source: the annotation of a GenBank genome assembly